AUGGAAAGAUUGUAUGAAGUCGCAUCACCCCGGACUCAUUCUGUAGAUCUAUUGCAGAAAACUUGUACAUGUCACAAGUGGCGAGUUAAUGGUUUUCCUUGCGCACAUGCUUGUAGUGCAAUUCAAGCUACGAGGGAGGAUAUCUAUUCAUUUGUUGAGCCAUACUUCACCACUGAAAGGUACAACAAGACAUACCAGGAGAUCAUCUUGCCAAUCCCCAAUUAUGAUAAGCCACAGGCUUAUGAUCCCAGUGAUAGGAUUAUUGUUCUUAUUCCUGUUCCUCCACCUGGUAGACGGAAAGCACAGCGUUUCAAGAAUGCUUGGGAGAAGCAAAAGAGACCUAUGAUGUGCACAAAGUGCUUCACCCUUGGUCACCACAACAGAGCUUCAUGCCCCAUGCUUUGA
Molecule: messenger RNA, 405 nt
Organism: Papaver somniferum (opium poppy)
Lineage: Eukaryota; Viridiplantae; Streptophyta; Magnoliopsida; Ranunculales; Papaveraceae
Exons: 1
Coding region: 1-405 (134 amino acids)
Molecular function (GO): zinc ion binding
Source: RefSeq, a predicted model, not a curated record